GGCGUCCAGGCCGCUGCAGAACGAGCUUUGCAACUUGGAAAGCGCAGGGCGAAGGCCCCACGCCGGUGCACUCCGGGCAGCACCAGGGAGCCUCCAGGCGUCCCGGCCGCCGCAGAACGAGAUUCAGCUUUAGCCUCAUGAGACCUCGUGGCCUACAAAGACGGAGCCAGGCGCCUUCGCAGCCUAAGGGGCUGGGGUGGGGAAAGAGGCCCAGGCACAUGAUGCCCAACCUCCCUGGCCACCAGAGCACCUGACCUACAAAAGCCUUGGGUUUUGCCGAAAGGAGCAAGACCAAUUGCAAAAGCCUGAAAACGUCUUGAGUUUUGCAAUGGCCUCCCCACGCCUGGGCAUCUUCUGCUGCCCCACGAGGGACACAGCCACGCAGCUGGUACUGAGCUUCCAACCGCGGGUGUUUCACGCGCUGUGCCUGGGCAGUGGCGCUCUCCGCCUGGUGCUGGGCCUCCUGCAACUCCUGCCUGGACGCAGAUCUGUGAGUCACACAGGGCCUGCGACGUCCCCACCAGCCUCGGUGCGCAUCCUCCGCGCUGCCAUCGCCUGCGACUUUCUGGGCUGCCUGGGAAUUGUUAUCAGGUCCACGGUAUGGGUAGCCUACCCAGAUUUCAUUGAAAACAUCUCCGGUGUGAAUGGAACUGACAUGUGGCCUGCUGCUUUCUGUGUGGGGAGCGCAAUGUGGGUCCAGCUGUUGUACGGCGCCUGCCUCUGGUGGCUCUUCUGCUAUGCAGUCGAUGUGUACCUGGUGAUCAGGAGAUCGGCGGGACUGAGCACCAUGAUGCUCUACCACAUUAUGACCUGGGGCCUGGCUGUGCUGCUCUGCGUGGAGGGGGCAGUCAUGCUCUACUACCCGUCCGUGUCCAGGUGUGAGAGGGGCCUGGACCAUGCCAUCCCCCAUUAUGUCACCACAUACUUGCCACUACUGCUUGUCCUUGUGGCCAACCCCAUCCUGUUUCACAAGACAGUGACUGCAGUGGCCUCUUUACUGAAAGGAAGAAAAGGUGUUUACACGGAGAAUGAGAGGCUGAUGGGAGCCGUGAUCAAGAGCCGGUUUUUCAAAAUAAUGCUGGUGUUGAUUGCAUGUUGGUCAUCCAAUAUCAUCAACGAAAGUCUUUUGUUCUACCUUGAAAUGCAACCAGAUAUCCAGGGAGACUCUCUGAAACGCAUCCAGAAUGCAGCCAGGACCACGUGGUUUAUCAUGGGAAUACUGAAUCCAGCCCAAGGACUUCUCCUGUCUCUGGCUUUCUAUGGCUGGACAGGAUGCAACCUGGAUGCCCAUCCUCCCAAAAUGGUGAUGCAGUGGGAAGCAAUGACUGCAUCUGCCGAGGACAUGCACCAGUCCCCUGUGGGCUCCCGCGUGCCUCACGGAAAUCCCAAGAAGGUGGCUUGUGCUGGGGGACACGCUUCUGAUGAGGUGGUGAGCGUUCUGUCUGAAGGUGUUGCCCUGGACUGUUGCUCAGAGACCGGAAGUGUUCGAAGUCUUUAAAAAUGAAGGAAGGUCCAACGGGAAAAUAAACAGGGCCAUUGUUCUAAUUUUUCUAUGCAUACGAAUGUUCUGCACAUUUCCUAUGAAUCACAUUAUACAGUAUUUGCCAUUUUCUGUCUGACUUCUUAGCCUAAAAUCUUGAAGGUUCAUUCAGCAGCAAACAUCACUACACAGUUCAUUUAGCUGAGUAAUAUUUUAUUUUUUUUAUUGAUUUUUAUUGAGCUCUACAUUUUUCUAUGCUCUCCUCCCUGCCUCUCCCCUUUCCUUCAGCAUUCCCCCAAGGUCCCCAUACUCCCAACUUACUCAGGAGAUCUUGUCUUUUUCUAAUUCCCAUGUAGAUUAGAUCCAUGUAUAUCUCUCUUAGGAUCCUCAUUGUUGUCUGAGUUUUCUGGGAUUGUGGUUUGUAGGCUGGUUUUCUUUUCUUUAUGUUUAAAAACAAUAUUUUAUUUUUAACAACUCCCGUUGACUGUAAAGAACUCCAACAGACCAUGCAUUAGGAAUGGUGUUGUGCCUUUGCAGCAGUGACCAUAAACACUGCCCUCAUAGUUUAUCGUACACAUUUAAAACAGUUCAAAUUAUUCUUAUAUUGAAUUAAUAUAAGAGUCAUUAAAAGCACUGACUUGAGAAAAGGAUUGGAGGAACAGGAAAGCAAAUGAAAGCAAAAUAAUUUCUGGUGUGGGACAAUGAUCUAUAUUCUGUCAAUUAUAUUUUAAAUAAACACUGAUUGGUCAGUAGCCAGGCAGGAAGUAUAGGUGGGACACCCAGACAGGAAGUAGAGGUGGGUCAAUGAGAACAGGAGAAUAUUGGGAAGAAGGACAUCCUAGUGUGUAAUUGUGACCCAGCCACAGAAGAAGCAAGAAGUGACCACCUCACCAAAUAAGGUACCGAACCAAGUGGCUAGCAUAGACAAGAAUAAUGGGCUAAUAUAAGUUAUAAGAGUUAAUAAGAAGCCUGAGCUAAUGGGCCAAUUCAUUUAUGAUUAAUGUAGACCUCUGUGUGACUUCAUUGGGACUUAACAAUUGUGGGAACCGGGCAGGACAGAAACUCAGACAACAAAUGAUGCCCAUGAGGACAACUGAUCCACAUAAAGUGUGAGAAAGCUUGGGAAGUAAUUCUAGAUAUAAAAUAAUAGAGUUAAGCAUGACUUAUUGAUAGCAGCACUCUCCUGAGUGGGCUCUGCUUGCUAGAGGCAAGCACCCUCAUUUAAGAGAGGCUUCCUGAGGUGGCUCCCUUAACUAAGAUAUGUGCUUCCCUGCUCCCCUAUCCAACCUUCCUUUAUCCCAAUCAUCCUGUUUCCCCAAGCUCCCCCAAUCCUCCCCUUCUCACUUUUCUCUCCCCGUCCCCCCUUAUCCCCAACCCACCCCACCCCCAAGAUCCCAACUUUCUCCCCGGCAAUUUUGUCUACUUCCCAUAGCCAAGAGGAUAUUUAUGUUUUUCCUUGGGUUCACCUUCUUAUUUAGCUUCUUUAGGUUCACCAGGUAUACACUCCGUGACCUUUAUUUAUGGCUAGAUACCAAUUAUGAGUGAGUACAUCCCAUGUUCAUUGUUUUGGGUCUGGGUGACCUCACUCAGGACUAUUUUCAUCCAUUUGCAUGCAAAAUUAGAGAAGUCAUUGUUUUUUACCGCAGCAUAGUACUCCAAUGUGUAUAUAUUCCACACUUUCUUCAUCCAUUCUUCCAUUGAAGGGCAUCUAGGUUGUUUCCAGGUUCUGGCUAUUACAAAUAAUACUGCUAUGAACAUAGUUGUACAAAUGCUUUUGUCAUAUGAUAGGGCAUCUCUUGGGUAUAUUCCCAAGAGUAGUAUUGCUGGGUCCAGGGGUAGGUUGAUCCCGAAUUUCCUGAGAAAUUGAAACACUGAUUUCCAAAGUAGUUGCACAAGAUUGCAUUCCCACCAGCAAUGGA
Molecule: messenger RNA, 3399 nt
Organism: Alexandromys fortis (reed vole)
Lineage: Eukaryota; Metazoa; Chordata; Mammalia; Rodentia; Cricetidae
Gene: Gpr143
Product: G protein-coupled receptor 143
Exons: 10
Coding region: 329-1498 (389 amino acids)
Biological process (GO): G protein-coupled receptor signaling pathway; melanosome organization; regulation of calcium-mediated signaling
Cellular component (GO): plasma membrane; melanosome membrane
Molecular function (GO): L-DOPA receptor activity; L-DOPA binding; dopamine binding
Source: RefSeq, a predicted model, not a curated record